AUGGCCGCUCCCCGUGUUUUUGCUUCCCGCCUGGCUAGCCAGAUGGCCACCAAGGUUGCUCGUCCUGCCAUCCGGGCUCCCGUCGCUGCUGCUUCCAAGCGCACCAUCACUGGCUCUGCCAGCCCUCUCCAGACCCUGAGGCGUCAGCAGGCUACCACUCUGCUUCAGGCCACCGCCCGAAAUGCCUUCCAGGUCCAGCGCCGUGCAUACUCAUCCGAGAUCGCUCAGGCUAUGGUCGAGGUUUCCAAGAACUUGGGCAUGGGUUCCGCUGCCAUCGGUCUGACUGGUGCUGGUAUCGGUAUCGGUCUCGUCUUUGCCGCCCUGUUGAACGGUGUUGCCCGCAACCCUGCUCUCCGAGGCCAGCUCUUCUCUUACGCUAUUUUGGGUUUCGCCUUCGUCGAAGCCAUUGGUCUUUUCGAUCUCAUGGUUGCCCUCAUGGCCAAGUUUGUAUGUCUACAGCUUAACCUUUGA
Ustilaginoidea virens is the source of this 471-nucleotide messenger RNA. RefSeq lists its product as uncharacterized. NCBI's taxonomy places the organism in Eukaryota, Fungi, Ascomycota, Sordariomycetes, Hypocreales, Clavicipitaceae. Gene Ontology annotation, molecular function: proton transmembrane transporter activity. The transcript has 2 exons. The record is from RefSeq and is a predicted model, not a curated record. The coding region runs from base 1 to 471 and encodes 156 amino acids. Gene Ontology annotation, biological process: proton motive force-driven ATP synthesis; proton transmembrane transport.